GAGAUGCGCCGAGGGGGAAUCGAACCCCCGGCUCCCCGACGCUGCUGGAUGGCAACUGAGAAUUUUACCACUAAACCAUCGGCGCUGGUUAUGAGAUAUGCAUCUCAGGAUGCUGAUCCGGACAGCAAGAUGCUACAAGAAUCGACACGAGAUUGGGGAGCAAUCGGCUAAUCUGAACUAACAAGAUCUGAACCAACAAGAUCUGGCCAACAGGAUCUUCACUGCGUUUUUAACCCCACCAGACCGGCUGAGACUCUUACCAGCAAGCCUCUCCAAUCGGAGGCCUCGCCGAGAGCAAUCAGGCGGUACAAACAGGAGCAGUGGCAGGAACAGUACAGAGGAGCAUGUCAAAAGUAAUGAUCCAUAAUGCCAAGGCCCAC
Messenger RNA from Colletotrichum navitas, 380 nucleotides. RefSeq lists its product as uncharacterized. The record is from RefSeq and is a predicted model, not a curated record. Bases 4 to 171 code for a protein of 55 amino acids. The transcript has a single exon. Lineage: Eukaryota; Fungi; Ascomycota; Sordariomycetes; Glomerellales; Glomerellaceae.